Messenger RNA from Sorghum bicolor (sorghum), 2407 nucleotides. RefSeq names its product transmembrane 9 superfamily member 3-like. The transcript is spliced from 7 exons. Gene Ontology annotation, cellular component: membrane. The record is from RefSeq and is a predicted model, not a curated record. Gene Ontology annotation, biological process: protein localization to membrane. NCBI's taxonomy places the organism in Eukaryota, Viridiplantae, Streptophyta, Magnoliopsida, Poales, Poaceae. Bases 350 to 2119 code for a protein of 589 amino acids.
UUUAUUUAGUGGCCCAUCAAACCCACGCACGGCCGGCUCCUUGCAGACGCUCUCUUCCUCGCAGCCCCGCUCAGGCUCGGUCCUCAGCGCAGAUCUUCUUCCGCGCGUCGGCGGCUCCCCUUCGACGGCGUCCAGCGACGGAGGGGCAGUCCCAGUCUCGGCGGCGGCGUCGGCGGCUCCCCCUCCCGCCUCUCGCCAGUCGCCUCGCGCCUUCGCCUCCGUCCUCCGCGCACCGGCCGGCGACCCUGCGUACGCACCUCCCUCUCCCCCUCCCGCCUCUGCUGUAACGUGGGAGCCCGGCCAGCUGCCCAGGGUGGCCGGGCCUUGGCUCCGCCGGUGGCUUGCGGAGAUGGCGACCGCGGGGGUGGGUGCUGUUCUUGCUGUGGUGGUUUUGGCUUGUGCACUGGGAGCCAGAGCUGAUGGAUCUGAUCACAAGUACAAGGAAGGGGAUCAUGUUCCGCUCUAUGCCAACAAGGUCGGGCCUUUCCACAAUCCAAGUGAGACGUACCGGUACUAUGAUCUACCCUUUUGUGCACCAGAACAUCCAAAGGACAAAAAGGAAGCUCUUGGCGAGGUUCUAAAUGGUGACCGGUUGGUUGAUGCCCCAUAUGAGUUGGACUUCAAGGAAGAUAGGAACUCCAAGGUUCUCUGCAAGAAAGUAUUGUCAAAACAGCAAGUUGCCAAGCUCCGGGAUGCAGUUGCCAAGGAUUACUACUUCCAGAUGUACUACGAUGAUUUGCCGUUAUGGGGAUUCCUUGGUAAACUGGACAAGGACAAGGAGCAAGGAGAUGCGAAGUACCUACUGUUUAAACACAUCCACUUUGACAUCAUGUACAAUGAUAACCGUGUCAUAGAAAUAAAUGUACAGACUGAUCCAAAUGUGGCUGUGGAUAUCACAGAGGACAAGGAAGUGCCAAUAGAGUUCUCUUAUUCAGUGACAUGGAAAAAGACAGAUAUUCCUUUUGAGAAAAGAAUGGAUAAGUACUCCAAGUCUUCCUCUAUGCCACAACAUCUAGAGAUCCAUUGGUUUUCCAUAAUUAACUCGUGUGUUACAGUUCUCCUCCUGACUGGUUUCCUGGCUACAAUCCUGAUGCGUGUUCUCAAGAACGAUUUCAUCAAGUAUUCUCAUGAAGAUGAGUCCCUUGAAGACCAAGAGGAGACUGGAUGGAAGUAUAUUCACGGUGAUGUCUUCCGUUUCCCCAAACAGAAGUCCAUUUUUGCAGCAAUUAUUGGAUCUGGAACUCAGCUUCUUGCCCUUGCAAUUUUUAUCUUCCUCCUCGCUCUUGUUGGUGUCUUUUAUCCAUACAACCGGGGAGCUCUUUUUACUGCCCUUGUUGUCAUCUAUGCUCUUACGUCCGGUAUUGCUGGAUACACAGCCACUUCUUUCUAUCUGCAACUGGAGGGAACAAACUGGGUUAGGAAUCUAAUAUUGACUGGCUGCUUAUUCUGUGGACCUCUCUUCUUGACAUUCUGUUUCCUAAAUACAGUUGCAAUAGCGUACAGUGCUACAGCAGCUUUGCCUUUCGGCACUAUCAUUGUCAUUAUCCUCAUCUGGGCACUUGUAACCUCUCCUCUCCUUGUGUUGGGUGGUAUAGCCGGGAAAAAUAGUAAUACAGAAUUCCAAGCCCCCUGCCGCACAACCAAGUACCCGAGGGAAAUCCCUCAGCUUCCAUGGUACCGAAGCACCAUUCCUCAGAUGGCAAUGGCAGGGUUCCUCCCUUUCAGCGCAAUUUACAUCGAGCUGUACUACAUAUUUGCCAGUAUCUGGGGGCAUAAGAUAUACACCAUCUACAGCAUUCUCUUUAUUGUGUUCAUUAUCCUCAUCAUUGUCACUGCCUUUGUCACAGUGGCACUUACGUACUUCCAGCUUGCUGUUGAGGAUCAUGAGUGGUGGUGGAGAUCUGUCCUGUGUGGAGGCUCCACGGGCAUAUUCAUCUUCUUCUACUGCAUCUACUACUACCAUGCGCGGUCCGACAUGUCAGGCUUCAUGCAGACAUCCUUCUUCUUCGGCUACAUGACCUGCGUCUGCUUUGGCUUCUUCCUCAUGCUGGGCACCGUCGGUUUCCGCGCAUCGCUCUUCUUCGUGCGGCACAUCUACCGCUCCAUCAAGUGCGAGUAAACAUUGACUGUUGCCAGAUGUGCUCACGUGGUCCGACAUGUGAACCAGUUGGGUUGUGCCUGAAUUAUGCCCAAGCGCUAGCAUGCGCUCAAUAUGAACCUCUUCGCCUUUAGCCUUUAGCCUUUAUAUGUUGCAGCUCCCUGAAAGGAGGAUGUAUGUAGUGUAGGACUGUUACCAGAGGCAGUGUCUGUAUUAUUAUCUACACUUGUAGUCCAGUCAGUGUCACCCUAUAAUUUUGUUGCUAAACCCUGUGUCUUGCUCAGUAGAGCCCUGUUCGCUUGAAGUCCA